Molecule: messenger RNA, 1683 nt
Organism: Closterium sp. NIES-65
Lineage: Eukaryota; Viridiplantae; Streptophyta; Zygnematophyceae; Desmidiales; Closteriaceae
Source: the annotation of a GenBank genome assembly
AUGAGGAAAGGACAGCACAAGAAUAGGGUGGAAGAGGCAGCAUCUGAAGGAUUGCGUGAUGAUUCUAGCCAGGGGGGAGCAGUGGAAAGGUUAAGAGCAGCUGCAAACCGUCUUCUUUCACGAGGCACCAAGCGCACACGCCUUGAAACGCAGCCAGGGCCGAGCCGCUUUGAUGAGCAGCCUGACACGGGUGAGUUGAACGAGGACACCACAGGCUACGAGUUCGCCCCAGAGUGUGAUGCUACAGCGGUUGACAUUGAUGCUCGGGCGUACCGUUUCAUUCGCACGGCAGCUGGAGGAUCCGGCCUUUCACGCGUAGAUAUUAUGGAGUUGAUAUCCAUCCUCGUCGAGGUUCUGCGCAACCCAGGCCGGCUAACGCUCAAGUCUCUAGCAGACUUCGACAAGUACGAGGAGGCGAAGUUGGCAGGGGCCAACAUUGAACCGUUUGAGCAGGUGGAACUCACAAAGCCGGGAGAUCUGAAGCCCGUGAUCCUGUGGUGGCGUUCGGCGCUCACGUGUGUCACCAGCUUGUACGAGAACGCGGCGAAUGCGCAUGGUUUCGUUGUGCGCCCUCCCAAGAACUUCAAUCCGGCGAAACGGAUUUACAAGGGUCCUGAGACGGGGAGUUGGUGGCGGGAGGUACUCCGUAAACUGCCAGCUACUGAUCCAGGCAAGGCAGUCGCUGCAGUGAUCAUCUACUCGGACGAAACAACUCUCACGACUGAUGGCGGACUCAAGGGUUGGCCCGUGUACAUCUCGUUAGCCAACAUUGCGCCAGGGAAUCGAUGGAAACCCCAUGGGCAUCGAUUAUGCGCUCUCCUACCCGAUGAUGACGGGAGCUUCUUCACGCACGCGGACAAGGAGCGGCGGCACCUUGAAGUAUUCCAGGAGGCCUUGGAUAUUAUCAUGGCGGAUUUGAAGAUUGCCCAGAACACUGGCGUGGAGCUGACAGAUCCAUACGGCAUUCGUCGUAUGGUCUUUCCGCUCACGUACGCUUACAUUGGCGACUAUCCGGAGCAGUGCAAAGUGGCGGGCACCAAGUCCGGCAUCAAGACCCGUUUUCCAUGCCCCAGGUGCACCGUUCCAAAGGAAGAGCUGAACAACAUGGCGUUCCCGCUGGUGUAUCGAACGGAAGCGUUACAAAAGGAGCGAGUCAUGGAGAUGGAACGCGAGACGAGGGUUACAGCACGCAACGACUUGACAAAGCGUGUGUGGGUGUAUGGGUGUAUGUGUGUGUGGGUGGGUGUGUGGAGUGCUAUAUGGGGGCAACGCUUUGGCGACGAGGAUUUCGGCAACCCGUACCGACAACUCACGUCCGACAUCAUGCACAUGUCUCUCCUCGGCGUAUACAAGCACAUCCUGGAGGGUCUCAAGUCGAAGCUGAAUGACUCCACCCUGCGGGAGCUCGAUGCUUCUCUCGAGCGGAUCACCAAGUACAGCAGGCAGUCUUUCUUUCGGAUUCCUGCACACACAGCUGGCUAUUUCAGCGGCCACAACACCUUCAAGGCCUUCCACCAUCAAGCGGUGAUGCAGGUGCUGCCAGUGCUCCUGGUGAUGGCGAAGGUUGACGCACGGAUUGUGGCAUCUGUGGAGCUCUUCUGCACGUGGCACAGGGAGGCAUGGCAUCGCACGUACCACACCGACGCCUCCUUGGCGAACCUUGACAACAUGGCGAGCACGUGA